UGUGCAGGAAUUCAGGCGGGGGCUGGGCCAGGCGCGGAUGUGCCGCUCGCUCGGGGAGAGCGGAGCUGGGCACCCGCGGGAAGCCGCCUUGCGCUGCCCGGGCUCCGCGGGGAGCAGACCAUUGGCUGAGCGCUAUUGCAGAAGAUACAGCCAACUGGGUUAUCUAGAAAACGAGGGAGAGAAACUGGAGCCAUUCAGUUUGAUGGGGGAAACUGAGGCACCAAGAGGGAAGUGACUUUCACAGGACCACCCAGCAAAGCAGUGGCAGAGCCAGGCAUUGAACCUAGGUCUCCUGAGUCUCCGUCCAGUGCCCUGUCCAAGGAGCUCUUGAGAUUAUUCUCAUCCGAAUAGAGAUGGCAGAAAUCAGUUCUCCUGCAAAUAUCAAGGAAAAGAUCAAUGCAGUUCGAUCAAUUGUUCCUAACAAAAGCAAUAAUGAAAUAGUUCUGGUGUUGCAGCAAUUUGAUAACAAUGUAGACAAGGCAGUUCAAGCUUUUAUGGAUGGCAGUGCAGCUCAGGUACUAAAAGAAUGGAAUAUGACAGGGAAAAAGAAGAAUAAUAAAAGAAAAAGAAGCAAAUCUAAACAGCAUCAAGGCAAUAAGGAUAUGAAAGAGAAGAAUGAUAGAACUGAAAAGGUUUCCCUAGAGCCCCAAGAGAUAUAUAGCUGCCAUCUGAAUGGAUGUGACAAGGAUAACUCUUCCAAUGACUCUGCCAAUGAGAAAUCAGAAGUCGUUUCUCAUGAGAACAAAAGCUGUGGAUUCGAGGAGGUGGUGCAAGCACAUCCAGAAAUCACAGACAAAAACCUGGAGCACAAGAGAAUAUCUGUAGAUUUAAACCUAAAGUCUGUAAGUGGAACAGAACAGCGAGAUACUUUUCAGUCAUCAGUUCAACCUCUGAGUAAUGUAGGCAGGCCAAAGUCAAAAACAUCCACAGUUAAAGCAUCCGUCCCUGCAGCCCAUCUUGAAACAAAGCCAGAUGAUUCAAUCAAGAAAAAAGGUCCAAACAUUGAAAAGUCUGUGAAAGACUUGCAACGUUGCACUGUUUCCUUAACUAGAUACCGCAUGAUGAUCAAAGAGGAAGUGGAUAAUUCAGUGAAGAAAAUCAAAGCUGCCUUUGCUGAAUUACACAGCUGCAUCAUAGACAAAGAAGUGUCAUUAAUGGCAGAAGUUGAUAAAGUUAAAGAAGAAGCCAUGGAAAUCUUGACUGCUCGUCAGAAAAGAGCUGAGGAGCUAAAGAGACUGACAGACUUAGCUAGUCAGAUGGCUGAGACACAACUGGCUGAACUCAGGGCUGAAAUUAAGCACUUUGUGAGUGAACGCAAAUAUGAUGAAGAGCUGGGUAGGUCUGCCCGGUUCUCCUGCGACAUAGAACAGCUAAAAACCCAAAUUCAGCUCUGCGGAGAAAUUUCUCAUCCAAAGAACAACUACUCCUCAAGAACACCAUGCAGUUCUGUGCUGCUGUCAGUGACUUCGCAUGUGGCAUCUGGCAAGCAAAGUACACACUCCCGAAAAUCCUCUAGUCACAUCAAGAACUUUGAUAGUAAAACGGCCAGCACUAAAAUGCCAAAUCAUCUUAUUUCCAAUCCCACAGAAUCCUCUCCCCAAGUAACCCCAACAAAUAAACAGAAUGGGCCGUCUAGCCAGAGACGAAGAUUUAACUCACAGUAUCACGGCAUCCGGCUCAAUGGGUCUGUCAAGUCACAAGGUGCCAGUAACGAAACAGAUCAAAAUAAUAUAAAGAGCAGUUCCAGAUAUGAACACAGAAGACAACAGCAUAAUAGUUUCAGACCUAAAAAUAAAGGAGCUAUGAAAAAUCAAGACCAGUCCACAGCUACAAGGACCACAGAGAAUCUCACAAAUACAGAAAAAAACCAAAGAAAGCAUCGUACGCCAGCCAGCACCGAGCCCAGACCAUUCCGCAGCAGUGUCGCUAGGGGAUCUCAGUGCAAUUUAUGCCCUGCAAGAAUAGAGGCCUCUGCUGAUGCCACUGUUCUUUCAGUGCCAGCUGUGACUUUGGUGGCUUAAAUUCUCGCCAAGAAGAGAGACAGAGCAGAUUUAUUUUUUUCCAUUUCAGUUUCUCACUCAAGGUGCUAGUUGAAAUGCUGACAAAAAGCUAGUGUGUCAGAAAACAGAAUCAAUUUCAAUCAGUUGCUGCUUAAAAACCUGUUGGCAUUUUUAUUAAUUCAAAUAAUCAGCAGUAGUUCACCUCAUACUUUCAAGGCUUUGCUCAAUAUGCUCAAGGUUAUUUUUGUCAUAACAAUGCAGCAUUUUUGCCAGGCAGUAUUUGCUUCUUAGAAAAAUCAAAUCUAGAUUGAACAAAAUAAAUUGAAGAUUAAAUGCAUAGUAGCAAGAUGCCUGCUAUAGAUAUGUGGUUGUACCAGUCCACUCUGUUGUUUGUAGAGCAGCUAAUGUUAGAAAAAAUAACAGGAAGUUCAUACAUCAUGGUCUGCAAUGAAAACAGAUGCUCUUAUAGAAUUUUUCAGUGCAAGUCUAUACAGCGCUCUUUCUCUCCAUAUAUAUCUAUAUCUAUAUUAUAUACUCACACAAUAUUGCUCUAUACAAAACAAAUUAAAAAACAUAAUGCAUUUGA
Terrapene triunguis (Three-toed box turtle) is the source of this 2586-nucleotide messenger RNA. RefSeq names its product spermatogenesis associated serine rich 2 like (gene SPATS2L). NCBI's taxonomy places the organism in Eukaryota, Metazoa, Chordata, Testudines, Emydidae. The transcript has 14 exons. Bases 354 to 2021 code for a protein of 555 amino acids. The record is from RefSeq and is a predicted model, not a curated record. Gene Ontology annotation, cellular component: cytoplasm. Gene Ontology annotation, molecular function: protein binding.